GCGCGCGCCGCGGAACCGCAGUCGAGCUCGGGUCGGCGCGACGCGCGGUGCGCUGAAAGAUAACUGUGAAACUGUAACUGAAAGGUGCUGAAGUGGCGAUGUUGGCGAACAUGGACGGCAAGGAGUACGGCGCGCUGCAUGCGGCGGCCGCGGCCGCGGGCUACGCCAUGGACACUGACCCCAACAGCGCGGCGCUGUCGGGCGGCGCGCAGCAGUACGGCGAGGUGAACCAGCUGGGCGGCGUGUUCGUCAACGGACGCCCGCUGCCCAACGCUGUCAGGUUGCGGAUUGUGGAGCUAGCUCAGCUUGGGAUCAGGCCGUGCGACAUCAGCCGGCAGCUGCGCGUGUCCCACGGCUGCGUGUCCAAGAUCCUGGCGCGCUACCACGAGACCGGCUCCAUCCUGCCCGGCGCCAUCGGCGGCUCCAAGCCGCGCGUCACCACGCCCAAGGUGGUAUCCUACAUCAAGCAGCUCAAAGCCAAGGACCCGGGCAUCUUCGCGUGGGAGAUCCGCGACCGGCUGCUCUCCGACGGCGUGUGCGACAAGUACAACGUGCCAUCCGUGUCCUCCAUCAGUCGCAUCCUACGCAACAAGCUCGGGGCAGCGUUCCCGCCGCCGCUGUACGCGCCGCCGCAGCGCUGCUGGCCGCUGCACCAGCCGUAUGACUACUAUGUGUAUUUACAGGGCCGGCAGCACGCAGCACCACACGGGCUGCCGCACCCGCACCAGCAGCCGCCGCACCACACGCACGCGCAUGCGCUAUGACGUCAGAGUGGUGGCCCGUGACGUCAUCACGGCAGCACGCACCACACGCAUGCGCUAUGACGUCACUAGAGCCUCGGCUCGUGACGUCAUCAUGCCCGCGCCACGCUGUGACGUCAGCACCUGAGUUGCCCAGUGUUUGCCGACUGUGAAGCCACAUGAAGGCUGGUGGACAGGAGAAUGGUAACUAUAGUGACAGUGGUAACGAUAUAGUGACGUUACAAGUGUUUAGUGUACCAGUGUUAGAAUUUAAGGAUAAGUUAUUGUGCGGGUUUAGGUACCUAAGAGUAAUUUCAGUUUUAAUUGCAAAUAUUUUCAUUUAAAAUAGCAGAAGGUGCUUAAAUAGAGUUCGGAUUGAUUGCAUAGUUCGGUACUUACAGUGGUUUAAGGAAUGAAAUAUUUCAGAUGAAAUUUCUAUCCAUCGAUCGAUUCAAACUGAAUGUAAAUAAAAAUAAAUACUUACAUGAGACACUUAUCAAUGAUUGCCAAUAAUCUAGGAGUUAUUCUUUUCCUUAUCAUUAAUUUCAUUACCUACAGAUUAAAAAGACUUUGAAUGCUAACGCAUAGAUUAAGUUUGCCUUUCGACAACUGGACAUAACAACGGCCGGUACCUGUGUAGAAUAAUAGGUGUUUACAACGCAUAAACCCGAUAUUAGUCUACUGUUACAUAAGUAUAAUGAUGUGUAGGUAUUAUAAUGACCUGCCCAGGAACCGUGAUAAAUAAUGUGCCUUUUUCUCCUUCGCUUUUUUCUAUAAAUUUAACUCACCAAUUUUUAACUUUUACAUUUUAGUAAGUCGGCACAUUGUGUAAAGACUUUUUAGUACUUAUAUAGCUUGGGUAUUAAAUAGGUGGAAUUUAAUUUAUAAGUGUUCCAACCGAAGGCAGUUCUUUAUUUGUGCAAGGAACGAUGACGGAUCUACCAAACAACUGACUCUAUAUACUUAUAGUUUUGUUUUUAAGCGUUGGUGUCAAGGGUCUUAUUUCAUAAGUCUAGAUUAUAAACUUAAACAAAGUAUUAUUUAACUUACUUGUGUAAAUAAAAACUAUUUUUAUUCGAAGUGUAAGAUAACAAUUGUAUGUGUAAGUUGUAUAACCUUAAUUAUCUUAAUUUAAGUUAGGAUAACGAGAGACGAAUAUUUAAUUAAAUGUAAUGGGUGCAAUGAUGUAAAUAUCACUAAGCUAUAAGUAUUUAAUAAACUGUGAGAGCACUUACCUUUUCACCAUGGCCAUGGUCACAGCUCAAGACUGUUUCUUCUUCAUUAGUAUUUUUGAUGUCUACAUAAAUUUAUAAAUAUAAAAUGUUUAUAGGCAGAGUUUUAUACAAACAAUAUUUUAAUGAUUAUCUCCUGCAACAUAAUAAUUAUGAAAUAAACUUAUCAUUAAUGGAGCACGAUCUGUAAAAAUAAAAUGGUUUGUUCAUAUA
Messenger RNA from Plutella xylostella (diamondback moth), 2185 nucleotides. RefSeq names its product paired box pox-meso (gene Poxm). Lineage: Eukaryota; Metazoa; Arthropoda; Insecta; Lepidoptera; Plutellidae. The record is from RefSeq and is a predicted model, not a curated record. Gene Ontology annotation, biological process: anatomical structure development; regulation of transcription by RNA polymerase II. Gene Ontology annotation, molecular function: DNA-binding transcription factor activity, RNA polymerase II-specific; RNA polymerase II cis-regulatory region sequence-specific DNA binding.